Molecule: messenger RNA, 1438 nt
Organism: Musa acuminata AAA Group (dessert banana)
Lineage: Eukaryota; Viridiplantae; Streptophyta; Magnoliopsida; Zingiberales; Musaceae
Product: exonuclease 1-like
Exons: 4
Coding region: 190-936 (248 amino acids)
Source: RefSeq, a predicted model, not a curated record
CACUUGGUUCAACAGAAGAGGCUACUUGUAUCAAUAAUCACGCAGCACAUGCCCCAGUCAAUGCAAGCACUACUAAUGAUAGUCUGCCCGCAGAGGAUUGUGUAGGAGAUACAACAAAAGUAUUGGAAAUAAUAUUAAAGUUCAUUUACAGUCUCUCGUGAAGAAUACAUAACUCUUUCUUCUUUUCAGAUGGAAGAUAAGUCUACCAAUCACAACCAGAAAGUUAGCAGGCUACCUUUGAAUAGUGACCUUAAGGAUCUGCAAUGUUCUUCCUUAUUGCCAGAGCUGAAGAAUGAAACAUGUAAACCAUUUUUGACAUCACACAAGGAAUAUGACUUUAAACUUCAAAUGGCGGAUGUCGAUGUCACGACAAAGUCGACAAAAAGAAAAGUCAUCGUCAAGAGCUCAUAUUUUAGGCAUAAACUAUCGGAUGACAAUGAUCCUGAGAACCAAAAUGAUGGCACCAAUGUGAAUAAUGAAAAUUACGAUUGCACUUCUUGUGAUUGUCCUGUGCCUAAUGGUGCAUCAUGUGGAAAUGCAUGUCUAAAAAGUGGCAUGAAGAAAAGAAAGCCAGUCAAUAUCAGUGACAAGCAACUGGGAGAUCUAGGAUCGAAGAAUGCACGGACAACUUCAACUUAUUUUGAAGAAGAUGGUGAAGCUUCUGAUUCUAGCAACAAAGGCAAAGAGAUGCAGGAGACUGGAAAAUUUGGAUGCAAUAUUUCGCACCUGAACAACUACACCGGUAUAGCAGAGAAAUCAAUGGAAAAAUUUGUUGCGCUCAUUUCGUCCUACAGAUACACUUCAUCAGGUUCACGUGCAAGUGGCCUUCGUGCCCCGCUAAAAGAUGUACAAAAUACAUGUUCUUCAAGGUAUGUCUUCUACGCUUCAUCUGAACAAUCAUCCGAAUGUGUUUCUAAGAUUAUCUCCACCGCAUGAUCCUCAUUUUUUGUUGUUUUGUUUUAAAUGAAGGCGGACUGUUGCACCCAUCAAUAUCAACAAAUUUGCAUAUUCAUCCAAAAAAUAAAGAUCGUCAGCAGGAUCUUCCACGUGAUGGAUAAUACUAUCAUCUGGGAUCUGUAUGUAUAAGUGGUCAUGCUCAUUUAUCCCCAUUUCUUCUGGCUUUUCAACGCCUUUCAUUCCCAUACUCGUUAUUCAUUCACAUUGCUACUCAAGGACUGAACAUUGUCUUUCUAUAUUUAUGCUAAUACAUGUUAGAUUUUUGUUCCUCAUCUUUGUGUUUGGUACUUGGAAGUAUCUGCAAAUUUGGUGAAAGUGAUUGAUUGGGCUACAAGUUUGAAUAUGAAGUAAUAAGUUUAGGUGUCAGGUAAAAGGUUGACGAGUCCAACCGAUGUAAGGUUCGAUAAAUCAGAAUUAGUGGCUGCAUGGUCAGUUGUUUGUCACUUCUUUGUCACCAUCUCCGACUCCUAUCAUCCAUCAU